AUGACGGACGAGAACGCCGACGCCGAACAGGCGAUGGAGCACGCCACGGCGACGGAAAACCCGCACGCAGAGUUCGGCCUGACCGACAGCAUCCAGCGGACGUUGGAGCAAGAGAAGUCGUCCAAGCAGAAGGUGGACGUGCAGGCGCUGCCAACGCGCGCCUACUUGGACCAGACGGUGGUACCCAUCCUGCUGCAAGGCCUGGCCGUGCUGGCCAAGGAAAGGCCUCUGAACCCCAUCGAGUAUCUGGCGGCGUUCCUGCUCAAGAACAAGUCCCAGUUUGACGAGCGCAAUUGA
This is a messenger RNA of Nerophis lumbriciformis (worm pipefish), 297 nucleotides long. NCBI's taxonomy places the organism in Eukaryota, Metazoa, Chordata, Actinopteri, Syngnathiformes, Syngnathidae. The record is from RefSeq and is a predicted model, not a curated record.